Molecule: messenger RNA, 5206 nt
Organism: Peromyscus leucopus (white-footed mouse)
Lineage: Eukaryota; Metazoa; Chordata; Mammalia; Rodentia; Cricetidae
Gene: Rhobtb3
Product: Rho related BTB domain containing 3
Biological process (GO): regulation of proteolysis; proteasome-mediated ubiquitin-dependent protein catabolic process
Cellular component (GO): cytoplasm
Molecular function (GO): GTPase activity; GTP binding; ubiquitin protein ligase binding
Source: RefSeq, a predicted model, not a curated record
UUCGGUGAAGGCCAGCGUGGGCACAGGACCGCGGGAUCGGCAAGGGGCUGCCCCCUGGCCCGGCUCUCCCCUGGUCCCCGGCGGGGGCCAGGCUGCCCCUCCCCCGCUCCCGGCUCGGGUUUCAACCUUCCGAGUUCAGCAAACUUGCUGCAGGCGGAUUGGCGGCGAGCAGCUCCCGGGCUCCGGCGUCGUCCCCGCGCCCACCGCUCCUUUGUGUCCCGCAGCCGCCGCCCGGGCUCUGGGGGGCCUCGGCGGGCAGCUCGCUCCCCUGCGCGGCGGACUCCCCGGGGGACACGUGCGGGGCCCGGUCACCGCGGGGCGGAGGCGGAGCCGGGGCGGAGGCGCGGCGACCAGGGGCGGCGACCGGGGAUCCGCAGCGCUGCCCGCGCCCCCGCCGGCCGAUCGCUCCGGGCCCGCUCCGCUCUGCGUCGGCAGCGCCGCGGUGCUGGCGCGCGAGGGCCGCGGCCGGGGGAUGAGCCGACUGCGGUGAGAGCGUCGCCCGGGCCCCCGCGAGGCCGCCGCCGCCGUCUCCCCGCCGCGCUGCCAGCCGCGAUCAUGUCCAUCCACAUCGUGGCGCUGGGGAACGAGGGCGACACGUUCCACCAGGACAACCGGCCGUCGGGGCUCAUCCGCACCUACCUAGGGAGAAGCCCGCUGGUUUCGGGGGACGAGAGCAGCUUGUUGCUGAACGCGGCCAGCACAGUCGCGCGCCCGGUGUUCACCGAGUACCAGGCCAGUGCGUUCGGGAACGUCAAGCUGGUGGUGCACGACUGUCCCGUCUGGGACAUUUUUGACAGUGAUUGGUACACCUCCCGAAACCUAAUUGGGAGUGCCGACAUCAUUGUGAUCAAAUACAAUGUAAAUGACAAGUUUUCAUUCCACGAAGUAAAGGAUAAUUAUAUUCCAGUGAUUAAAAGAGCAUCAAACUCAGUUCCAGUAAUCAUUGCUGCUGUUGGGACCAGACAAAAUGAAGAAUUACCUUGUACAUGCCCCCUGUGUACCUCAGACCGAGGAAGCUGUGUUAGUACCACAGAAGGGAUCCAACUUGCCAAAGAGCUGGGAGCGACCUAUCUGGAGCUCCACAGCCUGGAUGACUUCUACAUCGGGAAGUAUUUUGGAGGCGUGUUGGAAUAUUUUAUGAUUCAAGCCUUAAAUCAGAAGACAAGUGAGAAAAUGAGGAAGAGGAAAAUGACCAACUCCUUUCAUGGAAUUCGACCUCCUCAACUGGAACAACCAGAAAAGAUGCCUGUCUUGAAAGCUGAAGCAUCACACUACCACUCCGACUUGAACAACCUGCUGCUCUGCUGCCAGUGUGUAGAUGUGGUGUUUUACCACCCAGAAGUGACCGGCGUCGUGGAGGCCCACAAGAUUGUCCUCUGCGCUGUCAGCCAUGUGUUCAUGCUGCUUUUCAAUGUGAAGAGCCCUACCGACAUUCAGGACUCCAGUAUUGUCCGAACCACCCAGGAUCUCUUUGCCAUAAACAGAGAUGCUGUGUUUCCAGGUGCUAGCCAGGAAUCUGCCAGCAACCCGCCGCUGCGCGUCAUUGUUAAGGACGCCCAGUUCUGCUCCUGUUUAUCGGACAUUCUGCGCUUCAUUUAUUCAGGUGCUUUUCAGUGGGAAGAGCUGGAAGAAGACGUCAGGAGGAAGCUGGAUGAUUCAGGGGAUGUUUCCAGUGUAAUCGAGAAAGUGAAAUGCAUUUUAAAAACACCAGGAAAGAUCAAUUGCCUGAGGAAUUGCAAGACCUACCAAGCCAGAAAGCCUCUGUGGUUCUAUAAUACGUCACUCAAGUUUUUCCUUAAUAAACCGAUGCUUGCCGAUGUUGUCUUCGAAAUACAAGGAACGACUGUGCCAGCCCACAGGGCCAUCUUGGUGGCACGCUGUGAAGUGAUGGCAGCCAUGUUUAACGGCAAUUACAUGGAAGCCAAGAGUGUCCUGAUUCCGGUUUAUGGUGUUUAAGAGACGUUCUUGUCAUUUUUAGAAUACUUAUACACAGACUCUUGUUGCCCAGCUGGCAUUUUCCAGGCCAUGUGUCUCCUGAUCUGUGCUGAGAUGUACCAAGUCUCCAGACUGCAGCAUAUCUGUGAACUCUUCAUCAUCACACAGUUGCAGAGCAUGCCCAGCAGGGAGCUGGCCUCCAUGAACCUUGACAUUGUGGACCUGCUCAAAAAGGCCAAGUUCCACCACUCUGACUGCCUUUCAACGUGGCUGCUUCAUUUCAUCGCCGCUAACUACCUCAUAUUCAGCCAAAAGCCCGAAUUUCAGGACCUUUCAGUGGAAGAACGAAGUUUCGUUGAAAAGCACAGAUGGCCAUCAAACAUGUACUUGAAGCAGCUGGCGGAGUACAGGAAGUAUAUCCACUCCCGGAAAUGUCGCUGUUUAGUCAUGUGACCUGAGCUUUUGUAUACAUACACUUUUUUAUUAUUAUGAAGAAUGGGUAACUCUGGGUUCCAGUAAAAUUCUUAUAACUAAAUCAGUAUGGUAUUUAAAAAAAAAAAUCACCAUGUAGCUUAUUAGCUGUCUUUGAAGAACUGUGGUGGUCUUAAAAGGGAGCAUAGUCUGCAGACUUGAGUGCUUCACCUAGAAUAUAGAACUGUUGGACAGGGGCUUCUCCUGUAGGCUGUCCCAUCACUUUAACAACACUAAGACCUGUCCUAGCUAAGAGAUGUUUAAUUUGUAAAAAAUCAUCUAGGAUAAAUACAAAAAUUUCAUCAUGUCUGACUGAUUGCUCUGCUAAAAGAAGGGCCAUUUACAAGCCACGAGUGACUGUGGAAUUCUGGGGAGUGCCAACCAGUGUGGCAUGAAGUUGUAGGAAUAGAAAUUUGCCACAUAACAGUUGGCUCCAGUUCUGAGAGUGUUUAAAUGAAUACAAUGAAAAACAGCUGCCCCAUCUGGACCAUCUAACCACAUCUGCCUGUCAGUCAGCCACAAACCUAAUCAGGGCUGGUUAUUACUUCAGUGUAACCCUCUGGAUUCUCCAUGCUCCCACCUUAGAAAGGUGGCUUAGUGCUCUGCAAGUGCAGUUGUUAAAUUCCUAAAAAUGUUUGAAGAAGGGCCCCAUGUUUUCACUUUGCACUGGCUCCCUGAAAUUAUGUGUAUUUCCUAUGAGGAAAAUGCUAUUUUUUUUUUCCAGACAGGGUUUCUCUGUGUAACAGCCUUGGCUGUCCUGGAACUCGCUUUGCAGACUAGGCUGGCCUCAAACCUACAGAAAUCUGCCUGCCUCUGCCUCCAGAGUGCUGGGAUUAAAGGUGUGCGCCACCAUACCUGGCUGAAAAUGCUUUUCUCUUAUUCAAACCUCACUCCAAAGAGUGAAAAGCAGAAGAGUCUCUGAUACCAGGAGAGCAGAGUGGAGGUUCCCACCUUUGGGGAAACUUGUACUGCCUAGAGCCUCCACAGUGACCACUCCUGGCAGAAAGAAAUGUUUUUGGUUGGCUUUGGGGCACUAGCUCACUUCUGACUCUAUCCCAGAAGAGCAGAUACUUUCUUGAUCAAUAUGUGAAGCCAGGAAAUUGAUAAGAGUGAGUGAGUAGCCUGACUAUAAUACACAGUUAUAAAGAUAAUCACAGGAAAAGAUGCCUAAUAGAAACUUCGUUACAAAAGCUUAAGAAUUCUUUCUUUUAACUGUAUCUGUUAAGAUUAGGAUGGCAGUGGCUUGAAUUGAGUACUUUGCAAGGACUGAAAUUAAUUAUGAAAAAAUGAAUGAAAAUGAAUUGGCAAAGCCACCUAGGAAGGUAAAAGAAAGGAUGCAAAUCAAAGACCUAGAUGUAGAGACAGUGUCACUCAGAUGGCCAAGUUAGUUCUCUCAUAUUACAUGUUUGCAGAAAUGAUUCUGUAAGAUGCACAAAAGCUUGGGCAUGGAAAAAUGGAUUACUAUUAGUGCUAACACCAUGGCAUCUGUAAUUUAGUACUGGGAUAUAUUUUUCUAAUUUCCAGUGAUUUAAUAUGCAUAUUCCCCAGCUUUUCAAAAGUCUGAUUCAACUGUCUUACCCUGUCGUGUUAGGGUUGCAUACAGAAAGCCCUUUAUGCACACCACUACUGUCAGAGUAAAGGGAAUAAUUCCUGUGGCCAGAAUCCGAAGAAAGCUCAUUUAAUUGUGCUGUGCCAAUGAAGAUGACUGGAAUGCAUUUUGGUUUUUGUGUUUUAAUGACUUGAGUUGCACAGCUAUUGGCAUAUCUCAUUUGGUGGCUUAGCACUGUAAAGAACAGACUAGUGUAGAUACCUACCAGUUCCUUUGCGAUUUUAGAUCCAGUGGUAGCCUUUUGAUACUUGAAAGCAUAUGCUCAUCGUCUGUGCUAAUCACAGCAUUUAAAAUUCUAAAAUUUUAGGAUAUUGAAAAAUAGGAGUUGAAAAACAAAGCAUUUUCUUGGAAAUACUAUUUUAACUUUUAAAUAGAUCACAACUAGUUCCUCUGGGGUGUUUCUCAUGAGUGGGAGUUGACUUUGGAAAUGGGUGGUCUCGAGUGUUUAUUCUGGAAGUUUUUCACUAACCUGUGAGAGUGACUGGGGCAGCCAUGUUUCAGAAUAUAAAUGAGUUCUUAAGCACAUUUGAAUACAGAUCCCUCAGGACUAUUGAAUUCACUCAAUUGGAAGUGAUGAGAAAUUUCAAAUACUUAAAAUGAUCGUGGCUAAAUUAGUGCUGGUUUUGAGUGUUGUUUUCCAAUCAAAGGAUUAUUUCUAGAUGGGUAUAUGCUUUGUUGCACAAUUUCUGCUUCCACAUAUUUACCAAGCAUUUUAGUGAGAGAGGACAAUGUGUAGUGGUAGAACUAAGAGCCUCGUUCAGGGCCAGGUUUGCAUCCUAUGUGCAUUCUUUGUGUGCUGCUGGCUACUUCCUCCCUGUCCUACUGCAGGGGUCUAGAUUUCUAAUAGACAGCACUGGCAUUGUGACUGAAGCCCACCCCUGUACAAGCCGUGCUGGGGCUUCAUACUGCAUACUAGAAGACUGAGGAAUCAGAUGAAUUUGAAUUCCAAGAUGGCCAAACAUUUCAACUGUAAUUUUACAGAUGACACUACACUGAUCUAGCCAAUUAGGUUUAAAAUGUCUUCAAAAAUUACUUUAUUUUAUUUAAAGCAUCUGUUUAAUUCAACUUUUAAUCAGAUUUUUCAAAGGGUAUGUAUGUAUUUUAAUAUAGCCUGACCUGAAUUUAUAUGUUUUUAGCUUUAGUAUUUAAUGUUUUAUAACAAAUAAACCAUUUUUAAAAAAACAAAUUUAA